Entelurus aequoreus (snake pipefish) is the source of this 1693-nucleotide messenger RNA. It is a transcript of the gene fam199x, whose product is annotated as family with sequence similarity 199, X-linked. The record is from RefSeq and is a predicted model, not a curated record. The transcript is spliced from 8 exons. Bases 160 to 1329 code for a protein of 389 amino acids. NCBI's taxonomy places the organism in Eukaryota, Metazoa, Chordata, Actinopteri, Syngnathiformes, Syngnathidae.
GAUAACUUCCGUGUUGUGUCACAUGACGUUCUUCUCGCUUUUGAAAUUCUCGCGAUGAGUCCCUUCUCGCGAUAGCAACGCAACUUGUCGGUGGCGAGGAUUUGCAAAUGAAGGUUGCGCAAAACCUCGGACUUUGAACGACAAUAGGUACAUGCAACCAUGUCCGAUUCUCUGUAUGAGAAGUUUUUGGCCCCAGAGGAGCCUUUCCCUCUCCUCUCUCAGAGAGCAAGCCUCAGUGAUGUUGGAACCCUUGACGUCAGUGAUUUUGGCUGCCAACUCUCAUCCUGUCACAGGACGGACCCCCUACGCCGUUUCCACAGCAACAGAUGGAACCUGACGUCCUGUGGGACGAGUGUGGCGAGCUCCGAGUGCAGCGAGGAGCUCUUCUCCUCGGUGUCCGUGGGCGACCAGGACGACUGCUACUCCCUGCUGGACGACCAAGAUCUGACCUCCCUGGACCUGUUUCCAGAGGGCAGCGUGUGCAGCGACGUCUCCUCCUCCAUCAGCACAUACUGGGACUGGUCCGACAGCGAGUUUGAGUGGCAGUUGCCAGGAAGCGACAUCACCAGCGGCAGCGAUGUCCUGUCCGACAUCAUUCCGAGUGUUCCAAGUUCCCCUUGCCUGGUUCCCAAAAGGAAGCCCAAACCUCAUCCUCACCGCAACCUGGAUGAGCUGCCUUGGAGCGCCAUGACCAAUGACGAACAAGUGGAGUACAUCGAGUACCUGAGUCGUAAGGUCAGCACGGAGAUGGGCCUGCGAGAGCAACUGGACAUCAUCAAGAUCAUCGACCCCUGCGCUCAAAUCUCUCCCACGGACAGCGAGUUCAUCAUCGAGCUAAACUGUCUGACGGACGAGAAGCUGAAGCAGGUACGUAACUACAUCAGAGAGCACGGCCCCAGGCAGCGGGCCAGCAGCAUCCGGGAAGGCUGGAAGAGGAGCAGCCACAGCAGCGCCAGCACAGGCGGCGUCAGCGGCGCCAGCAGCAGCAAUGCCAGCAUGGUCAGCUCGGCCAGCUCCUCUACAGGAUCCACUGCGUCCAACUCUGUCGCAGGUGGUCCAGCCUCAGCCUGCAGUGGAGGCAGUGUUGCUAACAUAAGCAGAGCACACAGCGACGGUAACCUUUCCAACGCUGCCGAACGCAUCAGAGAUUCUAAAAAGCGAUCCAAGCAGCGUAAGCUCCAGCAGAAAGCCCUCCGUAAGCGGCAGCUGAAGGAGCAGCGGCAGGCCCGCAAGGAACGUCUAAGUGGUCUCUUCCUGAACGAGGAGGUGCUGUCGCUGCGAGUGACCGAGGAGGACCGCCAUGGAGACGACCUGGAUAUACUGAUGUGACACCAGUGAACUCAUCGGCGCUCCCUCUUAACACCUGAUCUCACCACGCAGAUAGCUUAGCACGCUUAGCACGGGCUCACACCAACAUUCUCCUUCUUUGCCUAACCCUGCACUGUUUAAAUACCAUCAAUGUAGCUGGGCGAAGCUAACCGAGACGUCGCAUGUUGAAGGAAAGACACAAAGUUCUAUGCUGGACUGCACCGCAGAGCUGCUUUGUCCUUCUAUCUUGUCGAGGCUUCUGAGGGAGCACUGAAACGCUGCAUGUUGAAAGCCACACCUCUUCUAUACUAUAUCAUUCUUUUAUGGACCCACCUCUUAUCCAUGUCUUGUAAAUAAAUAACUGCAUAUUUACUGCUUGAUUUAA